Choloepus didactylus (southern two-toed sloth) is the source of this 2471-nucleotide messenger RNA. It is a transcript of the gene PROX2, whose product is annotated as prospero homeobox 2. The transcript has 6 exons. Gene Ontology annotation, cellular component: nucleus. NCBI's taxonomy places the organism in Eukaryota, Metazoa, Chordata, Mammalia, Pilosa, Megalonychidae. The record is from RefSeq and is a predicted model, not a curated record. Gene Ontology annotation, biological process: regulation of transcription by RNA polymerase II. Gene Ontology annotation, molecular function: RNA polymerase II cis-regulatory region sequence-specific DNA binding; DNA-binding transcription factor activity, RNA polymerase II-specific. Bases 330 to 2129 code for a protein of 599 amino acids.
AAAAUCACUUCCUGACCGUGGCUCUGUCUGCCCAAGGCUGGUGAAGAGCGGGCUGCAGCACGUCCUCGGGGCCGCGGGUCCUACCUGGCCGCAGAGCCCGGAAGUGGACCUUUCUGCAGACUUCUUCUCUGAAUCUUCCCAGGAGGUUUUUGAGCCCUGGUAUCCCAGAGUCUGAAUCUGAAUCCCAAGAGAGCAGCCCCCAGCUCAUUCUGGGUGUACCUCCAGCUGAGAAGAUUAGAAGGAGGGAUUCCUGAAGCCCUUGGCUUCCUCACAGAGCCCUGACUAAAUCAGUCACACAGCCUUGGAGCAAGUGCCUGUGGAGCCAGGGGAUGGACCCAAACUCAGUCUUGCUUUCUCCCCAAUCCCGGACCUGCUCCUGCCCAACAGUACCCUGUAUGGAAGGUGGGAGAAGCCCAUCCAGCCAGGAACUGGGCAGAGACACUCCCUUUCCCUGGAGCCAGGUCUCCAACUCCAUUCUUGCUGAACCUGACUGGUUUGGGGACGAGCACAUCCAGGCAAAGAGGGCCAGAGUGGAGACCAUUGUCCAGGGCAUGUGCCUUUCCCCCGGCAAUGUCCGAGGCAGGGACAGCCCAUGCUGCCCAGAGAAAGUCCGGGAGCGGAGGAGGAAGCAGAGCCUUCCCAGGCAGCAAGGCCUGCUGAAGGCAGGCCCUACAGGGUACUGGGGCAACAGGAAGGGACCGGGGGGCCCUCAAGUGAGAGAACAGCUUCACCUGCUAAAGCAACAGCUAAGACACCUGCAAGAGCAUAUUGUGCAGGCUGCUGGGCCUGGGGACACAGCUCAGGGCCCCAAAGAUCUGGAGAAGGGGAAGGACCCUUUGAUAGUAAAGCAGAAGAAUGGCUGUGGGGUUAGUCCCUGGGCUCUGGACAAGGACCACCAGCAGGGUUCCAGCAGGGACCACUCCAGGGUGGAAAAACACAGCGUGCCUGAGGUCAAAUACCAGUUUGAGGAACCCAGUCUCCUUCCUUCUGGAGUGCAGGCUUUGCUGGAGUUCCUGAGGAAAGAAUUGACCAGGGCAGUGUCCCAGGCUGUGGACUUAGUAUUACAAAAGGUUCUAGUGGAUCCACCAGGCCACCUGACCCAGCUGGGCAGAGGCUUCCAGGGGCUAGCACCAGAGGGUAGAAGUGAGCCCUCAUCUCUGGAAGGAGAUGCCUGCAAAGAGCCACUUCCUCUGGCUGCCUUGCCAAGGAGGGUUCAGCCACAGGCUGGGGUUCCAUUGGGGAACUCACCCCUGGCCAAGCCCCUAGAUCCUCCUAAGUACUCUGUCUCUCCAAGAGUGAUCCCCAAACCUUAUCAGGCCCUCCCCACAAACUAUCCCUCGACAGUGCCUUCCCACAGGCAAGAAACUCAGAUUCUUAGCCAGCGACUGAGUCGUGGACACAGUGGCCAUUGGAACAGCAGUCCUCCCCGAGACUCGUCUUCCCAAAGCUGCCCUUCCUCAGAGGCUGCCCUGCGACCUUGGGGAGCUGUAAAACUGCACCCAUCAAUUCUGAGACAGCAGCAGGACCCCCGGCCCUUCACCACAGCCCAUCUGGAAGGUCUGCCUCUUCUUCCCUUGGUGAAGAUGGAACAGGGAGGCCUGCAGCUUGUCACUGAUGCACUUCCUUUUUCUUCAUCGCAUGUGCAGGAGGGCCUAAAUCCAGGUCACUUGAAGAAAGCCAAGCUAAUGUUUUUUUUCACACGAUACCCAAGCUCCAACCUCCUGAAGGCCUGUUUCCCUGAUGUUCAGUUCAACCGCGGCAUUACCUCCCAGAUGAUCAAGUGGUUCAGCAACUUUCGUGAAUUUUAUUACAUCCAAAUGGAGAAAUAUGCCCGGCUAGCGAUUUCAGAAGGUGUCACGAAUCCCAAAAUGCUGGUGGUUCUCCGCGAUUCGGAGCUUUUCCGAGCUCUCAAUAUGCACUAUAACAAGGGAAAUGACUUUGAGGUCCCAGGUUGCUUCUUGGAAAUCGCCAGCUUGACAUUACAGGAGUUCUUCAGGGCUGUCUCCGCAGGGAAAGACUCAGAUCCUUCCUGGAAGAAACCCAUUUAUAAAAUUAUUUCGAAACUGGACAGUGAUAUUCCAGAGAUAUUCAAAUCUUCCAGCUAUCCCCGGGAGCUGUUUCGGAGUUAAGAUCCCACAAGAGGGCAGAGUGAGGAGUGACUGGCCAGGAUUACCUGGGCUUGUCUUAAAUGGCAGUCUGUAUACCUGUAGUCAUACGAAAAGGGCAUAAGAAACCCCCAAAAUAGGCACUAUUACCAUUUCUGAUCAUUUAUUACCUUUUCCAGAAUCAACAGUUUAACCUUAACUAUAAAAAUAUCAAUUAAGUGUACUGAUUAAUUGGUAUGUUGGUGAUACACUGUUAAAAGAAUAUAACAGCUUGGAAUCAGAAGACUUGAGUCUCAGUGCCACUGUUUCCAGGUGUGGUGACCUUGGAAAACUCCCUGGCAUCUCUGCAUCUGUAAAACGAGGCUG